Messenger RNA from Diutina rugosa, 405 nucleotides. Its product is annotated as peptide-methionine (R)-S-oxide reductase. The transcript has a single exon. Gene Ontology annotation, molecular function: peptide-methionine (R)-S-oxide reductase activity. The record is from RefSeq and is a predicted model, not a curated record. Bases 1 to 405 code for a protein of 134 amino acids. Gene Ontology annotation, biological process: protein repair; response to oxidative stress. Lineage: Eukaryota; Fungi; Ascomycota; Pichiomycetes; Serinales; Debaryomycetaceae.
AUGAUACAAAAAUCCGACGCUGAAUGGCGUACUACGCUUAGCCCUCAACAAUACGCCGUUUUACGCCAGCUGGGCACGGAGCCGGCUGGUCUGGGUGAGUACGCACACACCCCCGCCACCAAGACGGGGGUGUACGAGUGUGUUGGUUGUGGUCAACCUCUCUAUAAGCUGCUGACCAAGUUUGACUCCCAUUGUGGGUGGCCAGCGUUCUACGAGGCUAUCCCGGGAGCACUCACCGUUCACAAGGAUACCUCUCACGGCAUGGUCAGAGAGGAGAUGCGGUGCCUGAACUGUGAUGGCCACUUGGGCCACAUCUUCCGGGGUGAAGGGUUUAAAACUCCUACUGACGAACGUCACUGCGUUAACUCGGUAUGCUUAAAAUUCAACCCUAACAAAGAUAAAUAG